CGCUUAUUUCCCGCUGUCAGGAUGAGGAGGCGGAGGUCGGCGCUCCGGUCCGUCUCUGCCCGCGGCUGUGGCGGCGCCGGCGGCUUCAGCCUUAGCGGUUCCUCCCUGGGCGGCGGCGGCGGCGGCUCGGUCGACGCCUCCUCCGCCAGCUGAGCCCGCGGGAGCCCGGGACGCCGCUUCCCCGCCCAUCCCCUCCCCGAGGCCCGCCGCCUGGCCAUGGCGCAGCCGGGCCCGGCUUCUCAACCUGACGUUUCUCUUCAGCAACGGGUAGCAGAAUUGGAAAAAAUUAAUGCAGAAUAUUUACGUGCACAGCAGCAGCUUGAACAAGAAUUUAAUCAAAAGAGAGCAAAAUUUAAAGAGUUAUAUUUGGCUAAAGAGGAGGAUCUGAAGAGACAAAAUGCAGUGUUACAAGCUGCACAAGAUGAUUUGGGACACCUUCGAACACAGCUGUGGGAAGCACAAGCAGAAAUGGAGAAUAUCAAGGCCAUUGCCACAGUCUCUGAGAAUACCAAACAAGAAGCUAUAGAUGAAGUAAAAAGACAGUGGAGAGAAGAAGUUGCUUCACUUCAGGCUGUUAUGAAAGAAACAGUUCGUGAUUAUGAGCACCAGUUCCACCUUCGCCUGGAGCAGGAACGAACACAGUGGGCACAGUAUCGAGAAUCUGCAGAGAGGGAAAUAGCCGAUUUAAGGAGAAGGUUGUCUGAAGGUCAAGAGGAAGAAAAUUUAGAGAAUGAAAUGAAAAAGGCCCAAGAAGAUGCUGAAAAACUUCGGUCUGUUGUGAUGCCCAUGGAGAAGGAAAUUGCAGCUUUGAAAGAUAAACUGACAGAGGCUGAAGACAAGGUUAAAGAGCUGGAAGCCUCAAAGGUUAAAGAACUGAAUCAUUAUCUGGAGGCUGAGAAAUCUUGUAGGACUGACCUAGAAAUGUACGUAGCUGUUUUAAAUACUCAGAAAUCCGUUCUGCAGGAAGAUGCUGAGAAACUGCGAAAAGAAUUGCAUGAAGUUUGCCAUCUUUUGGAGCAAGAGCGACAACAACACAAUCAGUUAAAACAUACGUGGCAGAAGGCCAAUGACCAGUUUCUGGAAUCUCAACGUUUGCUGAUGAGGGACAUGCAGAGAAUGGAGAUUGUGUUAACUUCAGAACAGCUCCGACAAGUUGAAGAACUGAAGAAGAAAGAUCAGGAGGAAGAUGAACAACAAAGACUUAAUAAGAGAAAGGACCACAAAAAAACAGAGGUUGAGGAAGAAGUGAAACUACCAGUAGUGUGUGCUUUAACUCAUGAAGAAUCUUCAGCACAGUUAUCAAAUGAAGAGGAGCAUUUAGAUAGUACCCAUGGUUCAGUCCAUUCCUUAGAUGCAGAUUUACUGUUGCCAUCUGGAGAUCCAUUCAGUAAAUUGGACAAUGACAUGUUUAAAGACGGACUCAGGAGAGCACAGUCUACAGACAGCUUGGGAACCUCAGGCUCGCUGCAAUCCAAAGCUUUAGGCUAUAACUACAAAGCAAAAUCUGCUGGAAACCUGGAUGAAUCAGAUUUUGGACCACUAGUAGGAGCAGAUUCUGUGUCUGAGAACUUUGAUACUGCCUCCCUUGGAUCACUGCAAAUGCCAAGUGGGUUUACAUUAACCAAAGAUCAGGAAAGAGCAAUCAAGGCAAUGACACCCGAACAAGAAGAGACUGCGUCUCUACUCUCCAGUGUCACCCAGGGUAUGGAAAGUGCUUAUGUGUCUCCCAGUGGUUAUCGCUUAGUCAGUGAGACAGAAUGGAAUCUCCUGCAGAAAGAGGUACAUAAUGCUGGAAAUAAACUUGGUAGACGUUGUGAUAUGUGUUCCAAUUAUGAAAAACAGUUACAAGGAAUUCAGAUUCAGGAGGCCGAAACAAGAGACCAGGUGAAAAAACUACAGGUGAUGCUAAGACAAGCAAAUGACCAGUUAGAGAAGACAAUGAAAGAUAAACAGGAGCUAGAAGACUUCAUAAAGCAGAGCACUGAAGAUUCAAGUCAUCAGAUCUCAGCACUUGUCCUAAGAGCCCAAGCAUCUGAGGUUUUACUUGAAGAGUUACAACAGGGGUUUUCCCAAGCAAAGAGGGAUGUUCAGGAACAAAUGGCAGUGCUGAUGCAGUCACGGGAACAGGUUUCUGAAGAGUUGGUGAGGUUACAAAAAGACAAUGACAGUCUUCAGGGAAAGCAUAGCUUGCACGUGUCAUUACAGCAAGCAGAAGACUUCAUUUUACCAGACACUAUAGAGGAACUCCGGGAAUUGGUAUUAAAAUACCGUGAGAACAUCAUUAAUGUGCGGACAGCAGCAGACCACAUGGAAGAGAAGCUGAAGGCUGAAAUUCUUUUCCUAAAAGAGCAGAUUCAAGCGGAACAGUGUUUAAAAGAGAACCUUGAAGAAACUCUGCAAUUAGAAAUAGAAAACUGCAAGGAAGAAAUAGCUUCCAUUUCUAGCUUAAAAGCUGAAUUAGAAAGAAUAAAAAUAGAAAAAGGACAGUUGGAGUCCACAUUGAGAGAGAAGUCUCAACAGCUUGAGAGCCUUCAGGAAAUGAAAACCACUUUGGAAGAACAGUUAAAGAAAGAGACUACUGCUAAGGUUACCAUUGAACAACUAAUGUUUGAAGAGAAGAACAAAGCUCAGAGGUUGCAGACAGAACUAGAUGUCAGUGAACAAGUCCAGAGGGAUUUUGUAAAGCUUUCUCAGACCCUUCAGGUGCAGUUAGAGCGGAUCCGGCAAGCAGACUCCUUGGAGAGAAUCCGGGCAAUUCUGAAUGAUACCAAACUGACAGACAUUAACCAGCUUCCUGAGACAUGACACCUUCAUAGCAGGACUCUCACCUGCACUUUGGGUUUUUAACUCAUCUUUAGAGCAACAUUAACUACUUACUCUUAACUAAAGAAGUCACUAAAAAGGAAGACUGGGGAAAUGUGUUUCUAGUGGGAGAAGACUGCAGCACAGAACAGCAAACAGCCGGCUAAUUUGCAGCAAAAAGACCUUUCAAAUGGGAACACUAGUGAGACCCCAGGCUUGACUCCAGCAUAUAUGGAUCAGGUUCGGUGAUGGAGAAAGUGCUGUUUCCUUGCUUAUUUAUCCAUCAUUUCCCUAAAGCAACAUCCAGUAGUGUUUGGAAUUACAUUUCCUGUUCAUAAAUCUUGGAAGAGAGAAUUUUUUGUUGUAUAGAGUACAUCAGUAACAGUAUUCAGCUAGCAAGACACGUGUAGUAUGCUGUAUGAAUAUUUUAUAUUAAAAUAUGAAGUUUGAGAGCAGGCCAUUGGCUAGUGACUGCAUUUCCUAGCGCAGUGCUUUUUU
Messenger RNA from Pipistrellus kuhlii (Kuhl's pipistrelle), 3300 nucleotides. It is a transcript of the gene RABEP1, whose product is annotated as rabaptin, RAB GTPase binding effector protein 1. Gene Ontology annotation, biological process: endocytosis; Golgi to plasma membrane transport. The transcript is spliced from 18 exons. Gene Ontology annotation, molecular function: growth factor activity; GTPase activator activity. The coding region runs from base 217 to 2805 and encodes 862 amino acids. NCBI's taxonomy places the organism in Eukaryota, Metazoa, Chordata, Mammalia, Chiroptera, Vespertilionidae. The record is from RefSeq and is a predicted model, not a curated record. Gene Ontology annotation, cellular component: endosome; endocytic vesicle.